Fibroporia radiculosa is the source of this 2667-nucleotide messenger RNA. RefSeq lists its product as uncharacterized. The record is from RefSeq and is a predicted model, not a curated record. Gene Ontology annotation, cellular component: mediator complex; cytoplasm. Gene Ontology annotation, molecular function: G-protein alpha-subunit binding; guanyl-nucleotide exchange factor activity; transcription coregulator activity. Gene Ontology annotation, biological process: G protein-coupled receptor signaling pathway; regulation of transcription by RNA polymerase II. The transcript has 10 exons. The coding region runs from base 1 to 2667 and encodes 888 amino acids. NCBI's taxonomy places the organism in Eukaryota, Fungi, Basidiomycota, Agaricomycetes, Polyporales, Fibroporiaceae.
AUGUCCGAGUCCCCAGCGCCAUCUGGCGUUCAGGGAGAUCUCGAGCUCGAAUUGCUUGGACUAGCCAACGCGCUGUACAACGUCGGAACAACCGUGGUCAAUGAUUUGACGAAGGAAAAAGAUAAACAGGGAGGUGGAAAGCAGGUUGGUUCGCGAGUCAACGAAGUCAUUAGCCAUCUGGCGACCAUCGAUGAUAUGGCAAGACACGUCGGUCUGAUGGUGCCGCUGCAGGUGCUCACGGAUAUAGACAACUCGCGCAACCCGCUGCAGCUGACGCGGGAGAGGCUCGAGCGCGCGGCGACGGAGAACCAGUUUAUGAACGGGAAGAUCCAGGCAAUUGACGUGAGUGGAAUAUGUGUCCUCGCGCGAGAUGUGUCGCUCAUUGUGGACGGGCGGGCAGAUGUAUCGCAGACACUUGGACGAGAUACUCGCCCAGACCUUUCCGGAGCUCUCUCAAUAUCUGCUCGAGACGGAUUCAAGCCUUCCAUCCUCGAUGGAAGGCGGCCACGAUCCGACCGCUCUGUAAAACGCCGCGCCGGUCGUCGCCAGCGGCACAGGCGCAUGCCGUCCAUCCGCGCAGGUGUCGGAGUAAUUGACCCUGCUGUGCCUGGGAGACGGGUGGAUUCGUUCUCCCGGAUGUCGCCAAGCGGCAACCCUUUGCCUUUCUGCACAUUACUUUCUCCUCGACGCAGCUCGCUCGUCGUCUCCAUCCUCUCCUUAGCUCCCCGCACCGUCUUUCACGCAUUUGUCAACGAGCUUGCACGACUCACGUCUACUUGUCCAGCGGCGCGCUCGCCAUUCUCGCAUCUGACCCUUUCGAUCAGAUUCUCUGCUCGCCCGUGGACGUCCUCGUCCUCCUGUGCACCUGCACACAGCCAAAUGCCGAGUUAUCUCGACUCUUACAGUGCCCUCUCAUCCUCGUCCUCGAGGUCUGAUGUGAAUACUGUCCUGCAGUCUAUCACAGAUGCCUUCCCGUCUCAAAUUGAUACUACGACACGCAAAUCGCUAAUUCAAACCAUUCUCGAUGAUGUGACGAAAGUGAGCUCUGGCAACGGAAAGAAGGGGAGACUGGCCCCCAAGGAUGCUUUUCCAGCCCUCUUGGCUGUAAAAACACUGGGCAAGGACCCCGCAGGCUCGGAGGUCAUUGCCACCUCCACAAAUCUCUCUACUUUAUUGGCACUGUCUCAUGCGCUCAAAGACAAUGCCGAUGCCUCUAACGAGGCGCUUCGAUGUAUAGCAAACUCGCUGCUCCUUAUUAGCAGUGCCCGGGACACCUUCAUCCAGAAGGAUGUUGGUGGAGGCGAGGCGGCCGUUGACCUUCUUGAGAAGUCUACCAACCCCGAGCGCAUUUUUCUGGCUUCGCGCAUCCUGUUCUUAUGUACUAUAUCUGUUGCGUCGUCGGCGACUUUCAUCCAGACCCUCGUUGAGGGGAAGCCGCAGGGCCACUCUGGAAAUAUUAUUGAAAUCAUAGGCGCAAAGCUCGACGGCCUCACGAAGAGCAUCAUGGCGAGCGCAAAGCUCUCACGAGAGGCGAUGACCGAUCUACUUAAAUUCACGUUUAAUCUGUUGUUACACUAUCCAAAGAUCGUUGAUGACCCACCGGCGUCCUCCCCCGGAGACGACGAGGACCAGAAAGUCAUGGGUGACUGUUGGAGUGACCGGCUAGAUGGAAUUCUUCCCCCACUACUCAGAGCGUUCAAUGCACUCCCACCGUCAGCGCCGUCGCCUCUGGCUGCGCCGCUAACACAUGUAAUUCACUCACUGAUUACAAUCCCCGUGACAUCAUCGCUGCGACCAAAGUGGUUCCCGCUGUCGUCUCCGCGAAGUCCGAUAGUGAAGGGCCGGGACUCGUCGCCGGGCAGCGCGAGCGCAAGCAACAACGGGUCGCCGACCCUCGGGCCAGCAAAAGACCUGAAGCAUAAUGCGUUCGACCGCGCAUUUUCUGCGCUGACGGUCGGGCGGCGGUCGCUGUCGCGCUCCGGAUCACCGACAACGCCCGCGGCAGACCUGCUCCUGCGGGCGUACGAUUUACUGGACGUGUCGCUGACCCAUUACUUGCCGGGUGCGGUGGACUCGGACGAUUCUAGCGUGCGGGAGCGGUGUCGUGCAGAGGGAAACGCGAGCCUAGACGACGUGCUCGUGCCGCUGGUGCUGCUGAUCAACAAGGUCUGUGUCGCAGACGAGGCGACGCGGGUGCGCAUGCGUGAGUGGAUCUUGCCCGCGGAUCUAGACAGGACGUCCCCGCUGGAGGGGCGCGCGGAUUUCUUGGGCCGCUGUCUGCGGCUGUUACAAUCGGUGCACCACGCCCGGCUCAAGUCUGCCGUGGGGGAGAUGCUGUAUUCUAUAUGCGAUUCAGACGCGAGCCUACUUGCGUCGUACGUCGGGUACGGCAAUGUCGCAGGCUUCCUGUUCCAUAAAGGUAUCACGGGGCAGCCCGCUCGUGCGUCGUCGUCUACCGUACCGGCGGCCACGCCGUCCGGUGUACCCAUCAACCCUAUUACUGGGAUCGCGGAGCAGCCCAAGCAGGAGAUUGAAAUGACCGACGAGGAGAAGGAACGCGAAGCCGAGAAAUUGUUCGUCUUGUUCGAUCGCUUGGAGAAAAGUGGCGCCAUCCAACCUAGCCAGAAUCCGAUCCGCAAGGCUGCCCAAGAAGGACGUCUGGGUUAG